CUCUGAUACUUAAGGACGUGUCACUUGUUUUAGGCACAUUGUACUCCCCUGUGCAACUAUUUCGUGUUUGGGCUGAGCUGUUGAAAGAUGUGACGCUCUCCUGUAAACCGUCUCUGAACCUCAUUAUGUGAAGGAGCAAUGAGAGGAACUAGUUGCCAUGGUUACUAGUUGCUAUAGUUACUAGUUGCUGGGUUAUAUAGUGUCCAGCAUGGAAGGAGUCAUAGCCACCGCCAAACUUUGAGAUAUUGUUAUAUAUAUAAUACAGCAGGAUUUGACUCUAAUUUUCUCUCAUAGUCCUGUAUUUUUAUUUGCUGUCGUAGUAGUGCUUCCCUGAAGUCACACAAUUCACCAAAUAUUUCGAGUCUAGGUCGUCAUUUUCGUUGUUAGGGUUACUGAUUCGUUGAUUCACUGCUGCACUGUGUGAUCAUUGUUUCGUUUGUAGCGUACUACGGCUCUAUCAUCUCCCACUGAAUGUUGCAUGGUAACCAUGGUAACCUAUCCCACCUGAACUAAACGCCCCUACCUGUGACGGGUCUCUGACGGCCCCGAUGGAUCACAAGAAUGGUGUUUCGGAAACUAUUGUUCUCAUUCCCGACUCAAAGCGCCAGUUCGAUUUCAGUUUUCAAUUACAAACUGCGAUAUCACUCUUCAAAGAUGUCUUGAAAGACUCUCAGGGACCCCAACGAUUACCCAUAACAGAUAUCCCACCCCAACUUGAGAACCAAGAUGACCCCUACGCCUUAUUCAGAUAUUUGGAGCAAUGUGCUUUAGAUCAAGGAGCUGUUCUAACCAUGGCCCCUUACUGCACAGUUGAGGUGGAGGACGACAAGUUUAACGCCCUUGUUGAGUCACACGACUUGGCAUUGAUGGAUUACCAUGGUCAGACUGUUCUCCACAUUACAACCCAAUACUGUGAUAAAAAAGAAGUGGAGAAGUUGAUAAAUUGCGGUGGUGAUCCAAAUGCUGAGGACUUUGACGGUUACACCCCCCUAUUUUAUGCAGCUAUAGCACAGAAGCCCAAUACAGCGGACACGCUUAUAAAGAAUAACGCGGAUAUCAACUACAGAUGUAAAAAGACCGGACGCUCCGCAAUGCAUAUUGCUGCUCAGUUUGGUGCAAUGAAAGUGAUGGAGCUGCUAGUGGAGAAGGGUGCAGAUAUAAACGUACUGGACAACAUGAACCAUACCCCCAUCAUUGUGUCCAGCUACUACGCAAGAUCUGACAUUUCCGCUUAUCUUGUUGAUAAAGGUGCCGACACCUGCAUUGAGGACAAAUCAGGGAUAAUGGGUCUGAUGAGGAUAGCCUACACCAUGCCUACCAUUACCAGAGAAGUGUUCGAUAAGUUUGUUACAGAAGAUGUGUAUCAGGGUGAAAGAUAUUACCAGCUCGACCGACUGGUCGGCAGUCCGGGUCGGAACAUGUUCUGCUCGUUCUACCACUACCUGGUAUGGUUAGCCAACAUGGGUCUGAUAGAGCACUCCAUCUUCGACCGUCUCACCAAAGCAAAAUGGCAGCUCUACGCCAAGAAACAUGCCACCCACAAGUUCAUAUUCCUGGGCGUUUUCCUCAGUGUCUGGAGUUUUGUGUAUGUUCAGCCCCAUUCCUUCAUAGACGAACUGAAGACCGUGGACGUCGUCUACGCCUUGUCCAUAAUCAUUGCCAUGUCCGCGUAUGUGUGGCGGUUCAUCAGUAAUGUCAGACUCCUCAAAGAGAAAUUUAAGUACUUAAACUUUUUAAAGAAACUGUUCGAUGACACUUAUCAGAGGGAGGUUAAUUCUCUUCACUUCAAGGGGAAGGACCUCGAAAACUUCCUAAAAAAGAGGUACGGUGAUAGACAACUAACGUUCUUGGACGAUGUGAAAUCGUCACCAGCCGUCCUCAUUGACUUUCUCGUAGACAAUCUCCUCCUUUUCUUCAUCAUCGGGAAGGUUAUCAUCUUUGUUAGAGGUGCUAAAAGAGUGAAGGAACCCAGGAUGAACAGUGCCAAUGAUGAACUGGAUGCUUCCGUCCAGCUUUUCAUAAAUGCUACUGAUUUAUUUGGUGCCAUCGUUAUGAUCCUGAUGUGGUUGUCAUGUUUCCUCAAGCUUCAGAUCACUAAGAAGGUCGGACCCUUCGUGGUAUACAUGAAGUAUGUCAUGGGUGAUCUUAGCACUAUCGGUACCAUGUUUGCAACACUAUUUGUGCCAGCCGUGUGUGUCUUCUACAAGACGACUUACAGCAAUGAGACUGAUUCAAGAGACCCCAGAACUUUCUACGAAACCAUAUUCGUCGUCUUGCGGAUGGUCCUGAUUGAUUAUGAGUACCUUGAUGGCUUGGACAGAUCUAUUUACCCCGAGUGGUGGAUGUUCCUCUCAGUGAUCUGGAUCUACUUGUCUUGCGUAGUGGUUCUUAAUCUCCUUAUCGCUCUGAUGGCGGAUUCUUACUCUAGGAUAUUCGAGAAAGCUGAGCUGUUCGCUCGAAUUGAUAGAGCUAGGUUCAUUAUUGAGUUCGAGAGGACAUUGUCUAAAGAAGUGAUGGAAGGGUACGAGAGUCAAAUGAGAGAUGAGUACGCACCUGAGAUAGUUAAGUUCGACCCAGUUACAGACAGAGAUAAAAUAGACAUCGUCGAGGAACAGGUGGCUCAGCUUAGCGAUAAGAUAGAUCGUUUAGAGAACCUGAUCGAGAAAAGCAUCGUUGUAGAACUGCAAAAGAAACUUGAAGCAAUAGACCAAGCUUUGACCCUCUACAACUACUAGUUGCUAGGUUACUGUUGCUAGGUAACUGUUUCUACAACUGCUAGUUUCCAAGAUGACCUGCAGUUUCCCUCGCCUCGAUAUAGUUUUUAUUUAAUUAUGAUUUAUAAUUAUUUUAAUUAUGAUUUCAUGCUGUUGCUGCAAUUAAGCACUCUGAUUAUAGUGAAUAUCGAAAGCAAGAUUUGAAGAACUUGCAGAUGUACCAAAUGUUGAUUUGGUUCUCUGUUUUUAGCAAAUUAAAUUGUUGUAGUAGGUUUGUAGGAGCCCCGUCAGCUUUUUGUUAUGUGACAUAAUUAUGUGACAUAAUUAUGUGACAUAAUUAUGUGACAAUAUAAUUUUAGCAAAGGUAAAUAUUUGUGUGUGAUGGAGUAUUUGGGUAAUGGUUAUUUUGGUUGGUGUUAUUGCUUUAUGAAGGCCAUAUUAUCAAAUCAAUUUUUAAGGUCGAUAUCAAAAACAAGGUAAUUCAUUUGUUAAGAUCGAUAUC
Messenger RNA from Bolinopsis microptera, 3216 nucleotides. RefSeq lists its product as uncharacterized. The coding region runs from base 549 to 2735 and encodes 728 amino acids. Gene Ontology annotation, molecular function: calcium channel activity; protein binding. Gene Ontology annotation, biological process: calcium ion import across plasma membrane. The transcript has 16 exons. Gene Ontology annotation, cellular component: plasma membrane. The record is from RefSeq and is a predicted model, not a curated record. NCBI's taxonomy places the organism in Eukaryota, Metazoa, Ctenophora, Tentaculata, Lobata, Bolinopsidae.